Henningerozyma blattae CBS 6284 is the source of this 1809-nucleotide messenger RNA. RefSeq lists its product as uncharacterized. The transcript has a single exon. Bases 1 to 1809 code for a protein of 602 amino acids. Gene Ontology annotation, molecular function: endo-1,3(4)-beta-glucanase activity; glucan endo-1,3-beta-D-glucosidase activity. Gene Ontology annotation, cellular component: cell surface. The record is from RefSeq and is a predicted model, not a curated record. NCBI's taxonomy places the organism in Eukaryota, Fungi, Ascomycota, Saccharomycetes, Saccharomycetales, Saccharomycetaceae.
AUGGUUUCUGAAAAAGAAGAAAACAAUGGGAAUAUUUUCAAUUACCCAUUAUCAGUUAAUUCCCCAAUCCCAGAAUUUACUAGAAUUGAACAUGAGAUAACCCCACCAAAUCAUAUUAAUUCCAACAAUAGGGCAAUUCAAACAAAUAAAUUUUAUCGAAACAUUAUUUUAGGAAAUCAAAUGGGGACUGUAACGACCGAUCCAUACUCUAUAAGUUUUAUUAAAAAGAAAAAUUUAAUUGGGAUGUGUGUUCAUGACGUAAAUUCUCAUUGCAAGGAGUUAAAUGUCCCUCGUGUAUCUCACUCUGAUUUUCUGGUUCUCACUGCUUUAGAAUAUAAACAUCCUACCAAUAUUUAUUUACUCAAUACAGGUAUUAAUAACAUGUCAAUACAGGUCCAUAUUAAGAAAUCAGCCACUGAAUUUAUUUGGUUCCCGUUAGUCCAAGGUAUGGGGUUUAUUACUGCUAUGUAUUACAAUAUUAAACCUGUUAUUAUUUCAAAAAUUGGUUUUAAAAAAUUCAAGCAUUUACCCACUCCCAAAUAUGGUAUAAGAAAAUAUGAACUUACCCUAAAUAACGGGAGUAUAUGGUUUCUCUAUGUGUACGUUAAUGGAAAUUUAAUGUUUGAUUUAUAUAUUGAUAAUGAAAAUCAUAACCUUGUUGCUAACUCCAUUGCAAAGGGCUGUAUCUUUCAAUUGACAACAGAAGACAAUGACCACUUUAAUUCAGCUGCAGGUAAAUUCAUCACUGAUUGUGAAAUUACUGCAACUCGUUUAACUUAUGGCUACCAAUUUUGUUAUAAAUAUUCAAGCUAUGGUAAUUCUACUUCUGGAGCAUCUACAAUUUAUUUAUUGCCUCAUCAUACAAAAAAUCUAAAGGACGAAAUUGAAUCUAAAAUUAUAAAGACAUGCUUGAAGUCGAAAAAAGGUAUUCCAAUGAAAUGUUAUUUGGGAAAUAAUUUCGAAUUUCAAAUUUUAGACACUACAGAACGAGCUUUUAACCCCUUUGCAUCAUUAACUCUUACUAAAAAUUAUCAAAAUGUGUCAGAAAAUGAAUUUUUAAUUAAUAAAAUUAUGAGUGAGUGUAAUAAGACAGAUAUUCCAAAGGAGACAAAUAGAGAUUCGAUGUAUUUUUCAGGAAGACUGAUUGCAAAAUAUUGCUGGAUUUUAUAUUGCUGCCACUAUAUAUUAAAUAACAAAGAACUGGUAAACACAUAUUCUCUCCAAAUUAAAACUGCAUUGGAAUUAUUCAGAAAAAAUUCCCAGAUAUAUCCCUUAAAUUACGAUGUUACUUGGGGUGGUCUAGUUUCCUCUGGAAAGUGUGGGAAAGAUUUUGAAAAUCGUUAUUAUAAAAAUCACAAUUUACAUUACUGUUAUCAUAUUAUUGCCGCUGCCAUUGUGACACAUAUCGAAAAAAUUAAUGGGAAUUCAGUAUGGUAUGAAGAAAAUAAAGAAUGGGUUGAAAAUUUGAUUCGUGAUUAUUCAAACCCAAAUAUCAAAGAUCGAUAUUUUCCUGUUUUUAGGACAUUCGAUUGGUAUUAUUGGCGAUCUCAUGAGAAGGGAAUAUACAAAUUUGAGGAUGCUGCUUUAGAUAAGGUACAUUAUGAGGAUGUUAAUUGUGCGUUAGCACUGAAAUUAUGGGGAAUGGUGACAAACAAUAGCAAUCUUGAAAAUAUUGGCUCGUUACAGUUGGGUCUAAUCGAAGAAGUUAGUAAGAUAUACCCAAACUUCAAAAGAAAUUCACUAUCUGAUUUAACUGAAAUUUUCUCCAAGGAUGAUAUAAGAUGUUUUUUGCAAACUUUAAAUAAAUAG